Drosophila sulfurigaster albostrigata is the source of this 1159-nucleotide messenger RNA. Its product is annotated as peritrophin-1-like. Gene Ontology annotation, molecular function: chitin binding. The transcript has 4 exons. Lineage: Eukaryota; Metazoa; Arthropoda; Insecta; Diptera; Drosophilidae. Gene Ontology annotation, cellular component: extracellular region. The record is from RefSeq and is a predicted model, not a curated record. Bases 525 to 1097 code for a protein of 190 amino acids.
CAUCAGUUACCAAAAUUUGCGUUGUCUUCGGUAAAAAACUGAAAUUAUCUGAUUGGAGUUUUCUGGAUGACAAGCGCAGAGUCAGCUUGCAAAUUGGAAAGAUAAAAGUGAAGUUAUUGUUGCCCCUUUAUGGAUUGCUCCUAUGCGGUUUGGUUCAGUGUUCAGUGGGCCAAACAGCUGCAGCAUCAACAACAAAAACCCCACCGAAUUUGGUGGCACCAAUAGAGGAAGAUGAAGAUGAAGAGAAGAUUGCGGAUGAAUUAGUUGCAGAAGUUGCAAAAUAUGGUGUAGUUCUGAAUGGCGUCGAUUUGUGCGGAAAUAUUGCAACCAAAACUUUUCUACCAUUUGUCGGCAAUAAACACUAUUAUAUUAAUUGCAAAAAUCAGAGCAUUUCUUCAGUUGGCAAUUGUAAUAUCGCGUCAAUAAGGGAGGAAGAAUGCGAGGGUAAAACAGAUUGCUCAAUCGUAUUCGAUUACAAGUUGCAAAUAUGCACCACAAAUGAUAAUGUGGAUAAGAAUGCAUUUAUGAAAGAAUGCGAACCAAAAGUAUUGUCAAGUUUUUGCUAUGAUCGCACCUGCACAAAAUACGUUCUAUGUUUUUACAAUACGCCAGUAUUGAGGGAAUGCCAGGAUGGUUUACAGUACAAUUCGAAGACAGACCGUUGUGAUUUCCCCGAAUUUGUGGACUGUGUGGAAAACAAAUGCUCGCAAGAAGAAACCCCUCAUAAUAUUACAUAUGUGGCCAGCAAGGCUAGCUGUGAGAAAUACUUCAUUUGUGCCAAUGGCCAGCCCAAUGAACAAGAAUGCUCAAGUGGCUUGUACUUUGAUGAUACUUGCCCGUGUUGCAAGGUCAAGGAUCAAGUUGACUGCACGUUGCAAUCUGCCCAACAACGGAACAUAAAGCCCUUCUCUCGAUCGCCCCCACAGCGUGCUGAUAUAAUUUGUCCGCCGCAAGGAGUUCACUUCUAUGCUCACAAGAGACGCCGCGAUGCCUAUUACUAUUGCGUACAAGGUAAUGGUAUUACAUUGGAUUGCACGCCAGGUCUGCUGUACGAUGUCAAGACUCGCGAAUGCCGUGAACCCAAAUACAUUGCCUAACUUACUGAGCACUCUAACUUAAUAAAAACAUUUAGUUUGCACUCUGUCUUUUACUCUCAUUU